GAUGAGGGGCCAAGUUCAAGAUAAGUUCUCAGAGUUCUACGAGCAAUGGGUGAACCAACAUGAAGUCAAUCUCAAAGAACUCCUCUCAGUACCAAGAGACCCUUCUUCUUCUUCCAAUGAGCAACUCCACCGAGCCCUCGUCUCCAAAGUGGUGAUCCACUAUAAACAAUACUACACUGUCAAAUGGGCUUCUGCCAAGGACGACGUUCUGGGCUUCUUCUCUCCCACCUGGUUCAGUUCUCUCGAAAACGCUUACCAUUGGAUAACCGGUUGGAAACCUUCCAUGCUUUUCCGUCUCAUUACCUCAUUACGUCAGACCCGUGUCCCCGGUGCGAAUCUCGUCGACAUGACCGAGGAACAGCUAGAGAAGAUCCAAGAGCUUCUGAUUCAGAUCAGAAUAGAGGAAGACCGGGUGGACAGAGAGAUGGAAAGGCAGCAAGUGAGCAUCGCCGACAAGCCAAUGGUGGACCUGUCUAGGCUUGCUACUCAAGUCAACAACGGCGAGGUGGUGGGUGAGUUGGACAAGUAUGUGGAUGUGACACUGAGCUCGUUGUUGGCUGGGUUGGAAAACGUGAUGAAGAUGGCCGAUUGCGUGCGAUUGAUGGCCUUGAAAGGUGUAUUGGAAGUGCUCAAUCCUUUGCAGUCUGUGGAUUUCUUGGCGGCUAUUGCGAUGUUGCAGAUUCAACUGAGGGUGGUUGGGAAGAGAAGGGAUCAUGCGAAGAUGAUGACGUUGAACCAGAAGGAUUAAUUCAGAAAGUCGUGUUAUGUUUAAUGU
Messenger RNA from Telopea speciosissima, 775 nucleotides. RefSeq names its product protein DOG1-like 4. The record is from RefSeq and is a predicted model, not a curated record. Bases 2 to 748 code for a protein of 248 amino acids. Gene Ontology annotation, molecular function: sequence-specific DNA binding. NCBI's taxonomy places the organism in Eukaryota, Viridiplantae, Streptophyta, Magnoliopsida, Proteales, Proteaceae. The transcript has a single exon. Gene Ontology annotation, biological process: DNA-templated transcription.